AUGCAGCUCUCCAUCAUCUCCCUCAUCGCUGCCCUCGCCGCCACAACUUCAGCGGCCGUCGCCGGCAACGGCACAUCCGCAUACUACCCAACGGGCACUGGAGCCGUCACAGCCACAGGCACAUCAACACCCGUGAAGCCCACAUCCGCGCUUCCCUUCGAGGGAGCUGCCGACCGCAUGACCGGGUCAGCACUCGGACUCAUCAUCGCCGGUGGUGUUGCACUUAUGCUAUAA
Molecule: messenger RNA, 234 nt
Organism: Dothidotthia symphoricarpi CBS 119687
Lineage: Eukaryota; Fungi; Ascomycota; Dothideomycetes; Pleosporales; Dothidotthiaceae
Exons: 2
Coding region: 1-234 (77 amino acids)
Source: RefSeq, a predicted model, not a curated record